Mustela lutreola (European mink) is the source of this 4228-nucleotide messenger RNA. RefSeq names its product ubiquitin like with PHD and ring finger domains 2 (gene UHRF2). Gene Ontology annotation, molecular function: protein binding; ubiquitin protein ligase activity. The transcript has 16 exons. Gene Ontology annotation, biological process: protein ubiquitination; negative regulation of gene expression via chromosomal CpG island methylation. The coding region runs from base 931 to 3345 and encodes 804 amino acids. Lineage: Eukaryota; Metazoa; Chordata; Mammalia; Carnivora; Mustelidae. The record is from RefSeq and is a predicted model, not a curated record.
AAACUUCCGUGGCCAAAGGUCCAGGCCUGAGCGCGUUGGAUCAGAGAGCGAUACCAGCGCGACCCGCGGCCUGCGAACCUGAAGCCUCCACCUCGGCGCAGCCCCGGGAAACCACAGGAAGCUGCUUUCCGCGCGCGAAGGCAACAUUCUGGCUCCGCGGGAAAUUCGGGCCGGGUAGGAAGUUCGCGAAGCAGAAGGGUCUUGGGUCCUUUCCGAGCCGCGGGCCCAGCUAGGCCGCGGCGGGCCGCGUUCGGCUAAGCGUGGAGGUGCAGCUCACUUCCUUAUGUGAGCUCUCUGAAAUUUAGGCCGCGCCCGCUUAUUUUGGGUGUGUUAUUGAGACCACAGAAACCGUAUCCGCUUAGGCCUGAGGAGUCGCUAGCCCCCGCAAAGACUAGAUGGAAUUUCCAAGGCCUAGGUGCAAGAGAAGCGACAAGUAACGGCUCUGCGCAGCCCCGCCCUAUCACCCCGCUCCCGCUCUCCCCGCACCCGCCCAUUUUAUAUCUCUUUGGUUUCUAGCCCUCUCCUCCCCGCCUCCCCACCCCCUCAGCUUCCUCUUUAAGGCGGAGCCGGGAGUCGAUCUCGCGAGAUCCGGGUUGGCGCCGUGACCUCCAUGUGGGAGCUAGCGCUCUAUAAGUAAACACUCCGCGCAGCGCAGACAAGGCUUCUUCCUAUUCGUGAGGUGGGGUUGCGGUAGUGGCGGCCCGACUGGUUCCGGUUUCCUUUCCUUCUCAGCUCCGCUGGGCAGGCGCGCGGAUUAGAAGUCGCCGCUGCCUGUGGGGCCCGGCGUCCGGUCGGUUUCCCUCAUUUGUGCGCGCGCUCUUCCGCUGCCCGCGGAGAGCCGGAGCUGCUAGGGAAGCGGGCCGGGCGGGGCGCGGCGUCCGGAACGCAGGGGGAGACAAAGCCCGGCCAGUCUCCUCUCCCGCCGCCAAGAUGUGGAUUCAGGUUCGCACCAUCGACGGCUCCCAGACGCGCACCAUUGAAGACGUGUCUCGCAAAGCCACAAUUGAGGAGCUGCGCGAGCGGGUGUGGGCGCUGUUCGACGUGCGGCCGGAGUGCCAGCGCCUCUUCUACCGGGGCAAGCAGUUGGAAAAUGGAUAUACUUUAUUUGACUAUGAUGUUGGACUGAAUGACAUUAUUCAGCUACUAGUUCGCCCAGACCCAGAUCUUCCUAGCACAUCUAAACAGAUUGAUGUACAGGCCAAACCCUGUUCUAAUAGCCCACCUAAAGUAAAGAAAACCCCAAGGGUGGGACCUUCUAGUCAGCCGUCUACAUCAACUUGUGAUUUUCUUAUUGAUCCUGGCAUUGGUCUAUAUAAGGUAAAUGAAUUGGUGGAUGCCAGAGAUGUCGGCCUUGGUGCUUGGUUUGAAGCCCGUAUACGUAGUGUUACUAGAGCUUCUGAUGGACAUUCACGUGGCAAAACUCCACUGAAGAAUGGCAGUUCUUGUAAAAGGACUAAUGGAAAUGUAAAUCAUAAUUCCAAAGAGAACACAAAUAAAUUGGACAGUGUACCCUCUACGUCUAAUUCAGACUCUGUUGCUGCUGAUGAAGACGUUAUUUAUCAUAUCGAGUAUGAUGAAUAUCCAGAAAGUGGUACGGUAGAAAUAAAUGUCAAGGAUCUUCGGCCACGAGCUAGAACCAAUUUAAAGUGGAAUGAACUAAAUGUCGGUGAUGUGGUAAUGGUUAAUUACUCUGUAGAAAAUCCUGGUAAUAGAGGAUUUUGGUUUGAUGCAGAAAUUACCGCACUGAAGACAAUCUCAAGGACCAAAAAAGAACUUCGUGUGAAUAUUAUCUUGGGGGGUUCUGAAGGAAAAUUAAAUGACUGCCAGAUAAGAUUUGUAAAUGAAAUCUUUAAGAUCGAGAAACCUGGAGCUCAUCCCCUGUCAUUGGCAGAUGGAAAGUUUUUAAGGAAAAAUGAUCCUGAGUGUGACAUUUGUGGUGGAGAUCCAAAUAAGAAAUGUCAUUCUUGCUCCUGUCAUAUAUGUGGUGGAAAACAGGAACCUAACAUGCAACUUCUAUGUGAUGAAUGUAACAUGGCCUAUCAUAUUUACUGCCUGAAUCCACCUUUGGAUAAGGUCCCUGAAGAGGAGUACUGGUACUGUCCUUCCUGUAAAACUGAUUCCAGUGAAGUUGUAAAGGCUGGUGAAAGACUCAAGAUGAGUAAAAAGAAAGCAAAGAUGCCAUCAGCUAGUACUGAAAGCCGGAGAGACUGGGGCAGGGGAAUGGCCUGUGUUGGUCGCACUAGAGAAUGUACUAUUGUUCCUUCUAAUCAUUAUGGACCUAUUCCUGGGAUUCCUGUUGGAUCAACAUGGAGAUUUAGAGUUCAGGUGAGCGAAGCAGGUGUCCAUAGGCCCCAUGUUGGUGGAAUUCAUGGUCGAAGUAAUGAUGGGGCUUAUUCUCUUGUCCUUGCUGGUGGAUUUGCUGAUGAAGUAGACCGAGGUGAUGAAUUCACAUACACUGGAAGUGGUGGUAAAAAUCUUGCUGGUAAUAAAAGAAUUGGUGCACCAUCGGCUGAUCAAACAUUAACAAACAUGAACAGGGCAUUGGCCCUAAACUGUGAUGCUCCAUUGGAUGAUAAAAUUGGAGCAGAGUCUCGGAAUUGGAGAGCUGGUAAGCCAGUCAGAGUGAUACGCAGUUUUAAAGGGAGGAAGAUCAGCAAAUAUGCUCCUGAAGAAGGCAACAGAUAUGAUGGCAUUUAUAAGGUGGUGAAAUACUGGCCAGAAAUUUCAUCAAGCCAUGGAUUCUUGGUUUGGCGCUACCUUUUAAGAAGAGAUGAUGUUGAACCUGCUCCUUGGACCUCAGAAGGAAUAGAACGGUCAAGGAGAUUAUGUCUACGUUUACAGUAUCCAGUAGGUUACCCUUCAGAUAAGGAAGGGAAGAAGACUAAAGGACAGUCAAAGAAGCAGGCCAGUGGAUCCUCAAAAAGGCCAACUACAGAUGAUGAUUGUCCAAGUGCCUCCAAAGUGUUAAAAACACCAGAUUCAGCAGCAGAAGCAGUUGAGGCUUUCCAACUAACCCCUCAACAACAACAUCUAAUUAGAGAAGAUCACCAAAACCAGAAGCUGUGGGAUGAAGUGCUUGCAUCUCUUGCGGAAGGUCCAAAUUUUCUGAAAAAAUUGGAACAAUCUUUUAUGUGUGUCUGCUGCCAGGAGCUAGUUUACCAGCCUGUGACAACAGAUUGCCUCCAUAAUGUCUGUAAAGAUUGCUUACAGCGCUCCUUUAAGGCUCAAGUUUUCUCCUGCCCUGCUUGCCGGCAUGAUCUUGGCCAGAAUUAUCUCAUGAUUCCCAAUGAGAUUCUGCAGACUCUACUUGAGCUUUUCUUCCCUGGCUACAGCAAAGGACGAUGAUUUGUCUACUUCUACUGUGUUGCUCUUGAUGGCUUUUUGGACAAUAAAGAAUCUAAAAUGUUUGGGGGGGGGGCGGGGAGGGUUGAAGCGCAAUGGUGGACCAUAUCUCUCACGUUCUGAAGCAGCUAAUCCUCUUUCCUACAUAGCCAUUAUCUUGUGUGUGUAGUAAGAGGCCCAUUUCUCAACUGUCUUUUAAAUAUCAAAAGGUAGUUCCUGUCAGUAACAGCUAGUUUUAAAUGAGUAAAAAGUCAAAGCCUCAGCUCUAGUUGAUAUCCAAGUUAUGAUUUAUUUUGCAACUACCUCAGGACAGAAAAGACUUAUGGGGAUUUUUUAAGUCAUUGAGUAAUUAGUUAAAUGAAAUUUUAGCUACGCACUGCCUCCCAAAUAUUAGUUGUGCCUGGUUUGUGUAAUUUGAUUUUACAGAGGAAAUGACACUCAAGAUCUUUGGAACGCAGCUUCUGUAUUGUGCAUAAUACAUUUUUAAUGUCUUCUUCCAUUACAAUGUGUUUGGCAAUGACAGGUUCAUUUUUUAGCCCAUUUUGUGAGCUCCAUUGUGCUUUUUUCUGGUGUUUUAUGCAAAUUGACUACUAAUGACUAAUGAAAACAAUAAGAAUGCAUUGUUGCUGCAUUAGUGUAAUGUGGUGUGGUUUUGCACUUAAAAGAGGUAUUCAGAUGCUCUAGUUGUAAAUGUUCAUGAAAAACCUCUUCUGUACUAGUCAAACUGCUUUUAGUAAGUCUCACCAGUGGUUUUACAUCUGCAGAGCAUUGAGGGCUGGGCUGACUUUUGAGAGGACUGAAAUUGCUUCAUAUUGUGAUCCUAAAUUUUAUAUUCACUAUAUUCCCCAAAGUAUACCUUAAUAAAUAUUUUAUGACCAGAAAAAUA